This is a messenger RNA of Cuscuta campestris, 1960 nucleotides long. The record is from the annotation of a GenBank genome assembly. NCBI's taxonomy places the organism in Eukaryota, Viridiplantae, Streptophyta, Magnoliopsida, Solanales, Convolvulaceae.
CUAAACCUUUUCCGAUUUCCCAAGGCCAAAAUAGAUCAGAGAAUCCGCCGCUGUCCAAAAUAGGAGCCACCGGGUAACUAGGGACGUAUUUCCGGAUUCCAAUUCCUCGUCCCCUCUCUCUAUCGAGUAUCGGCUGCAGGAGUUCCGGCAAACCAGCAAUCAAUUCGCCCAGUCCUCCUCCUUUAGUUCCUCGUCGGUGGAGUCAGGACCCAGCAGGCCAGCACAACAGCAAUCCCGACGGCAGUGCUCUGCCGUAGCCACUAGCGCGUAUAUAUUAAAGUCCAAUUGCUUUUGGCAACCUUGGAGAAGAGAAUUGAGACUAGGAGAGAAGAAGAAAGGUGGUCAAGGCAGAUCGGAGUUAGGAGACCAAUCUGGAAAUUCAACUGCUCCUUCAGUCCAUCGACUGAUUUCUUUUUUCCGCUCCUUCUUUCCCAUAUCAAAUACAGAAGCGUCAGAUCUUCAGUCCAUCGGCUAUUGUAUCUCCUUCGCAUCCCGCCGUCUCUCUUCGCACAAGGUUGUGGUGCAACUAUUUGCCUAAGGAUUUGCUGGCCAAGGACUCUUUUGCAUCUGUGGAGGUUAUAUUGGGUUAGCUUGGGUUAGCUUGAUUUGAUCAGAUUGAGAAAGAAGACUAACGAGCCAUGGGUGAAAGAAAGGUUUUGAACAAAUAUUAUCCGCCGGAUUUUGAUCCGGCAAAGAUUCCGCGCAGGAAGCAGCCAAAGAAUCAGCAGAUGACGGUUAGAAUGAUGCUCCCAAUGAGCGUUAGGUGCAGUACUUGUGGGAAUUACAUAUACAAGGGCACCAAAUUCAACUCACGCAAAGAAGACGCCGUUGGCGAGAACUAUUUGGGCAUACAAAUAUUCAGGUUCUACUUCAAGUGCACAAAGUGCUCUGCCGAAAUUGCGUACAAGACAGACCCAAAGAAUUCUGAUUAUGUGGUUGAGUCAGGUGCAACGAGAAAUUUCGAACCUUGGCGCGGCCAGGAUGAGGAAAUUGAGAAAGAGAAACACAAGAGGGAGGCCGAAGAGAUGGGCGACGCGAUGAAGUCAUUGGAAAAUAGGACCUUGGAUUCGAAGAGAGAGAUGGAUAUUCUUGCUGCUUUGGAUGAAAUGAAAUCAAUGAAGUCUAGACAUGCUACUGUGAGUGUGGAUGCAAUGCUUGAGGCACUGAGACACUCUACUGAGGAAAAGGAGAGGAAAAUGAUGGAAGAAGAGGAAGCUCUUAUUAAAUCCUUAUUCAAAGGGGAGCGAGAGAAGUUCAUAAAAAGAAUCCGUGAAGAAGAAGAUGAUGAUGAUGACGACGAUGACGAUUUAGAUAUAGUUGCAAAUACAAGUGGAGAAUCAUCAAGCAAUUUUUUUAAGAGGAGAAAGCUGUCUGAACUUGAAAGUAGCCCUACAGAUGUCCUUGCAAAGCCCAAUGCCUCCUCUGACGCCUCCUCCAUUGACAAAGACAAAGCAAUGAGGAAAGCGGAUCAAAGUAAUGAGAAAGUCAUUUUCAAAUCAUCAUCAAUCAAAGUGGCUGUUGUGAAGAAGCAAUAUUUGGAUAGUAGCACGAAGAACAGUGUCGGAGAAAAGAAGCAGGAGGUCACAGUGACCACCAAUACCAAUCCAGAGGAUGAGAAGCAGAAGGAAGACGAGCCCGCGAGCUUGAAAAGCAAUGGAUUACUGUCAUUGUGCCAACAGUAUGAAAGUGACGAUGAUGAUUAGUAGUCGUUAGUACAAGUUAAAAUAACCUCCAAACUUGUGUUUGAGUCCGUUUUGGGUGUUUUUUCGAUUCGAUGAGUCUGAUGGUAUAAGCUUUCUUGUUCACUUGGAGUCUUAUUUCAUAUGGUAAGUUGUUUUGUAUGAAAAGUUUAAGCAGAAAUAGCUUGAGUAUUUUUCUGAACUUAAAACAAGUAAUGCUCUCUUUUUGAGAAUGACAUUUACUUCUACUACUCAUUAUUGUCACGGCAUUGCCUAGGCUG